AUGUGAGGUUUUCUUCUAUUUCGUGAUUGUCAGGUGAUUUAUUUAUACAUUGACGAUCGAAAUUUUUUUUGGAAAAGUGGAUUAAGGAUGAAUGCAGUUGUAGCUCUUUGCCAUUUUUGUGAAUUACAUGGACCGAGUGUAUUAUUUUGCACCCAGGCAUUCCACUGCAUGAACCAUAACCCAGAAGAAGUCCUUAGCGGAGCAGAGGCGUCGCUAUCAGCUUGUGGAAGCUUCAGCCAUGGGAGCUUAUUUGGGCCUAAGGAAAGACUGUCAGAGAAUUUAGUAGGGGAAGGCGGAGAAAACCAUAGUACACCAAAAAAGGCUGAGCCAAGGCAAUCAACUUGCAUUGCCUGCACUUCAAUGCAGCCAGGUGAACCAGGUCUUUUCAGCCUUGACAGGGAGUCUCAUAUUAGCUAUAUAAGCCGACAGUUUCCUGAAGAUCAAGAACUAUACAGCAUUGUGAGGCAUGCAUGUGUCCGGAGUCUAAGCUGUGAAGUAUGCCCUGGACGUGAGGGCCCAAUAAUGUUUGGUGAUGAAGCCAGUGGUUAUGUGUUUAGCUAUACAUUUUUUCUAAAAGAUAGCCAGUCAAGAGGAUUUCAAAGAUGGUAUAGUGUAAUUUGCGUCAUGAUGGAUAAAGUUUAUUUGGUUAACUCAUGGCCAUUUUUGAUAACUCAUUUCAAAGCAAUAAUUGAGGAGUUACAGUUAAAAGCAGAUGUAACAUUUAAAAGUGAGAAAGCACAAAACCCAUUAGCUGACCAAAGAUUACACAUGUCAUCAACAUUCUUUCUGUUGAAUCCAAAUCAGUUCAUUAGAACUAGAGGUGGUAACCAAAACUAUAGAUCAUUACGUGACCUUGUCCAAGAUAAAAAUAUUUUCCAGUACCUUCAUAGGUACUUUUCGUGGAUUUUGAAGGCAUCAGGCCAGCGGUACAGUGAACAGUUUGUUGUAGGCCCACCAGAAGAAUACUUUGAUGCAAAUGAAGAAGAGGAAAAUAACAUUAAGGCAGGUGGUCUUGGGCCGAGUUUCAGUAGUCUUAGACAGUUGUCAAAGUUUAUACCUGCAGAAAAGCUGAAACAAAUUGCUUACCAUGUUGCUAUUGGUGACCAAUUGAUAGUAAGAGGAUCAAAUUCUAAAACUGUGGCAUCAUUUCUGAAUGUCUUUAGAGAACUAAUUCCUGCUGGGUGCUACAGAGGGGCCCUUUACUCAAAAGAAUACCAGGACUCAUGGAGGGUAAAUUUUAUUGGAAUUGAUUACUCUUGUGAAAUACCUGCACAUGUGUUAUCUUCAAACCUCUAUGUAUUGGUUGAUAUAAAAUCAAACAGCAAUGCUUUAUCGCAUAGCAAUAAUGAUGCUAUCACAGAAAACCAAGAUUUUACAGAUGUUGAUUUUACUGUGCAAGGAAUCUCAUGCUUUACCUGCCCAACCUAUCUGUUAGAUGUAUUAAAAGCCUUAGCUGAUGAGGACUUUACAGAUUCAGUGUUUGCUAAUAUAUUAUCUGCACUAAAAGAUGAGUGGAUGAACAAAGUCAAAGUCAUGUUCAAGUUUUCAAAAUGUGGAUCAAGAACUUCUGAGGAAAAAGUAAAACUUUUAAAAGUGUUAAAUGCAAAGCCUGAAGAUGAGAUUUUGUUAAAAUUUUGGAUGACUGCCCUAAGUAGACCCUACAGGGCACAUUUGUUGAGCUGUGCAACACAGAAAUCUGUUCAAAGGACUGGAAUUAAAGGGGAGAUAUCCAGUGAAGAUCUAUUUUUUACUGUGCCAUAGAUACAAUUUUAUUAUUAUUUGACAUGUCCUACUAUAGUUUGCAAAUGCUUUUGAAUCUAUCAAAGUAGUAUUUGCUUUUCGUGUGCUUAUUGAUCUGUAUAAAAUCCAAUAUUUGUGUACUUGUGGGUUUCUAGUGAUAAGGGAGCUGAACAGUACUGGUAGGGAAACAUUUUCUAAUCAGGGGUGGAUCCACAAUGUGAAACAUUUUCUAAUCAUGGAAAUGUCCACUCCACUUUUUUAAGAAAUUUUUUUUAACUUUUCCAAAACUGGAUUAAAAACAUAAGGGGGAGGGAGAUGUUAGUUUUCUUCUCUGAGAUCAAAACCUUUUUUCAUUUUGAUGGUCAGUUAUUGUUUCUCUGCAAAUCUUAGCUGACAUAGAGAAUGGUGUGUUGAAUCAUCAGUUUCAUAAAUAAUGAGCAACUAUGAUAAAGAUGAUCUAUAAAAUACAGCUAAACAGUUGGUUCUUAGAGUGUGGUCUUCGCCUUCCUUCCUUGGUAAUGAUUUUUGUAUCCAAUAUUUGUAUAAAACUUGUAUCCAAAAAAAUUUUUAAGCUGUAAUGAUAGUAUAGGUGCAACUAAUGCACCCGCACUUGUCACAAAUGCAUCCAGGGCUGUCAAGAGGCAUCUCAGGCCCAGGGGUGAUUAAAAAACUGGAACCCCAUUAAAAAAAUUCCUGUGGCCACGCCCUUAAGUCUCCUGGACAACCAGGGAAACGCCCUUUUCAGACACAAUUGUUGAAAAGGUUUUUUAAGGUUUUUUACAAGAAUGUGCAAAAACAUUUGGACGUAUGGACAUUUGUAUAAGUAGCUGAAAUACUAGCUUUUUGCAUUGUAAAUAGAUCUUGUUACUUUAUUACGGGCCCCAUUGGAGCACGGGCCAUGGGCCUUUUGCCCUUCUUAACCCUCUCUCGACACUCCUGGCUGCAUCCUGUGAAAGGGCACACAGCAAGGUAAAGAUCUUGAGCUAUUUUCGGGCCUUGCAUGAUAAAAGACUUGCCUAUGAAAUUUAACGCUUCUACUAAAUGAAAUUGAAUUCUUCUAUUGAGGGUUACAAAAUAUUGAAAGGAUUACAGUCAAAGAUUAAAAGAUAGUAUGAGAAAUGAAAAUUAAUUGUUUAGUCCUUUAGUCACUGGGACAAAAACCUGAUAUAAUAAUAAUGAUAAUAAUAAUAAUAAUAUAGAUAACAUUUUGUCUACAGUUAGUCUACUACAUCUAUAACUAAUAGCUAUAAAGAAGCUAAUUAAGGCCAACUAUCUAUGAAGAAUUAGUAAAAAAUGAAUGUAUGGUACAAUGUCAAAAAAUGUUUAAGGUAUAAAUCCUAAAUGAAACCUAACCCAGCAAUCAAUAUUUUACAUAAUCAACAGUCACAUUUUACAAGGUGUGUUCUUAAUUCUUUUUUAAAAGUUGCUUAUGAUUGAGACUCUUUUACACUGUCAGGUAGUGUUUGCCACAGUUUUUGACCUAAAUAUACCACAGUUUCUAUACCACAAAAAGUUGCCCUGGUUUUUGGAAUGACAACAUUUUCUUUAUUUCGCAAAUCAUAAUGUACAUUUCUUGCUUCGAAAAUCUCACUCAUGAAUCUAGGGUUCAGGUUAUAUUUGUUUUUGUAUAUUUCUACCAUCAAGUACUAGAGAUUGAGUUGGUGAAUGGAUAGUGCAUUAUCCAAUGUCAGCAAUAUUUCAUAGUCGGCGUAACUGUCUUUAUAAGAAAUUCUGAGUGGUGUUUCUUGGAUUUUAUUCACUUAUGCAUUUAGAUAUCUGUCUUGGAACAUCCAAAUUAGGGGGCAGUAGCUAAACUGGACUUUUAUGAAGCUGUUCAUUAGGAGACGCAGUUUAUCAGAACCCAUAAACGACCAUACUCUAGCGAGGGCAUAAUCAAUCCGGAUUGAGUAACCUAUAUGAAAACAGUGGGGGAAAUAUAAAGGAUCGUACACGAGUUUCUCGGGAAUUGACCCAAAAAUGGGAAGGAGAGAGAUUGAAUUUUUCUCCUUUUUCUUAUGAAAAACUUGCCUUUUUAUAUAUUUUGGGAAAUGAAACUUGCCCUAACUUAUCAAAUAAUAUUUUUAGUAAAGUAACUAAUGCAGCAUUGUUGAACUGCUUAACUUUAUUUUUCCUACUGAUAUUCCAUCUCAACCAUGUGCUUUAUUAGCAUUUAGUGACUUUAUUAUGUUAAGAAUUUUUACUUUACUGAUGAGAGAAUCGCUUACGAAGAAAUAAGCAGUCGGAACAUUAAAGUGAAAUUAUCCUAUCUGUAUAAAUCUUUGCACACUGGAGUAGGGAAUAAUCAUUGAAUAUAUGUGCCUUUUCAGUAAAAUCCUAUAUAAAGAAUUAAUUUACUAAAAGAGGUUGUUUUAUUGGAACCUUGGCCUUGUUAGGACAGUGUUGAUUAAAGACCAAUAUGUUUACUAGAAGUCCCAGGGUUACCUGUCUGUCACUUGCUUGGCCGUUCUUCAUGAAUUUUCUAGGCACGAUUCUUUUUUCUUAGGAAGAUCUUUGUCUCAUCUGUUUUCCAAGGUGCUUGAUGAGGCUUAUUUGUUUUAACUUUGUCAGGUAAAAAAAAUUCAGUAAAUGUUUAGCAGGAAUUAAAUAACUUAUUCAACUUGCUCAUUAGGACAUGUCUGGUUGCCGAGGUGCUCUCGCCAGUCAAAAAUUUUGAUGUUUCUCCUAAUGGCAAUGAAGAUAUAGGUACUCAAAGCUUUACACUGGAACAGGGGGGUUCAGGGGGUAGGUAGCAGUGACAGCACCGGAAAUUCAAAGGGUAAUACUUCUUAGCAAAAUCCAUCUUCCUUACAGAAAUGCCUUUCUAAAAUAUUUUAAAUUGAAAGCUGCUUUCUCGUACAAUUGUAAUGUCUACGGAAAGUUGGAUCAACACUUUAGUUUACAAAUUCCUCAAUUUAAUUCGGUAAGCCUCCCCCUUAUUAAAACUCAAAGAAAAGGCAUUCACUAACAAACUUCACUUGGAAAUUUGGCAAACCCGAUUGAAUCAAGCCCCACGCUUCAAAUCCCAAACAGUAGCUGAACAGAACAUCUUAAAGCAAUUGAAAAAACCACUGGUAUUCGUAAUAAAUCUAUAUUUGACAACAGGAAUGUUACCAAAUGACCUAAAACUGGCGCGUUUAACACCGAUCUUCAAGUCAGGCGCAAAAACAGCUUUGAUAACAAUCGUCCUAUCGGCAACUGCCAACAUUAGUGUUUACACAUAUAACUCAAGAGUCAAGAAUUGUCUUGAGAGCAACCAUUUAUUA
Messenger RNA from Rhopilema esculentum, 5003 nucleotides. RefSeq names its product folliculin-like. Gene Ontology annotation, cellular component: cytosol. Gene Ontology annotation, molecular function: GTPase activator activity. NCBI's taxonomy places the organism in Eukaryota, Metazoa, Cnidaria, Scyphozoa, Rhizostomeae, Rhizostomatidae. The record is from RefSeq and is a predicted model, not a curated record. Gene Ontology annotation, biological process: negative regulation of transcription by RNA polymerase II; positive regulation of transforming growth factor beta receptor signaling pathway; positive regulation of TORC1 signaling.